Penicillium griseofulvum is the source of this 534-nucleotide messenger RNA. Its product is annotated as EKC/KEOPS complex subunit CGI121/TPRKB. NCBI's taxonomy places the organism in Eukaryota, Fungi, Ascomycota, Eurotiomycetes, Eurotiales, Aspergillaceae. Gene Ontology annotation, cellular component: cytosol; nucleus; EKC/KEOPS complex. The record is from RefSeq and is a predicted model, not a curated record. Bases 1 to 534 code for a protein of 177 amino acids. The transcript has 3 exons. Gene Ontology annotation, biological process: tRNA threonylcarbamoyladenosine modification; telomere maintenance via recombination.
AUGCCAGUGCAUGUUGCUCUAUAUCGUGAUGUUCAAAAUGCCGCCUCUCUGAAAAGUCGACUCCUCGCCGGUCAAACGGAAUUUGAGUAUGCAUUUAUUGAUGCAAGCAUGGUUCUGUCAAGAGCUCACAUAACUGCUGCAGUAUUCAGAGCAGUUAAUGAUCACAUGCACAAUCGACUGAAAUCUCAUAAUGUGCAUUCCGAGAUUGUGUUCUCAUUGAACCCGACGAAUAAUAUCACGGAAUCAUUCCGUAGAUUCGGUAUUUCCGAUUCAACCAAAGACAUGUUGGUGAUCAAGGUCUCUGUCUCUCCGGAGAUAACACAUGAAUCCGUUGCGGCCCACCUGGAGAGCUCGGUUGAAGGAACACCGGUGCCUUUCGAUGAUCAGACACUAUCCGAAAUCUCUGAUAUCAACAAGAUCAAGAAAGCGUACAAGCUAGGGGCUCUUCCUUCACCAAUUGCCAAGGAGAAUGAUGAGGCUAAGCAACGACUUGAAAAUUCCUUGUUGAGUGCAAUCGCCCUAAGGGGAUCAUGA